GAGGAGGAGCAGGAGGAGGAGGAGGACCCUGCUGGUGCUCGCAGCCGCAACGGACUGCGGGCCGCGACGGGGACGAGCGCGCCCAAAGACGCCUAGUGUGUGAGUGGUGGAUGUACAUAGUCGGAUCAGUGACACGUGUGAAACACCCCUUGUUGCGAGAGACGCUGCCCUCUUGCGGCAGACUCGGACGUAGCGAUACGCGUCCGAGUGAGAUGUGGAGAAAGCUGAUGCUGUUUUGUGCAAUUGCGAGGUGGUGCGGUUCUGUUCGUGCAAUUUUGAAGAGAGAACGUGACGAGUUCGUGUUAUUUACGCUCUGAGAAUAAGUGAAAAGAUAACUGUUGUAAAUUGCUAUUUGUGAAGUUGUGAAUUUUGUUCAUUUCUCAACAGACGAUUGUCACUUUUCACCCAGCCAAGUGUUACAAUGUCUAACUUGGUGUUGCAGUAAGCGUUGCUUUGAACAUGAAGUCUUGUUCUGAUGUUAUAAUAAAUUUGAAGUGUUGGCCAGCGAAAGAAACUAUAAUACUUGAUAGUGAGUAUGAUAAUCCAUUUUUAAUUAUUACGAUAAAUGCAGCCAUAUUAUUUGGGUGUAUUACAAUAGUUGCUUCUUUCUCGAUUAUCGGGCAUUUAGUGAAUAACGACACUGUCACAUAUUGAUCAAUAUGAUAUGAACUUCUGUAUCAUCUAAAUGGUUUGAUUUAAAAUGAAGAACGUGAAGCAAAUGUCUCAACUAGACUGAUAUGCUUUAAGUGUUUG
This is a messenger RNA of Gryllus bimaculatus (two-spotted cricket), 753 nucleotides long. Lineage: Eukaryota; Metazoa; Arthropoda; Insecta; Orthoptera; Gryllidae. The record is from the annotation of a GenBank genome assembly.